Closterium sp. Naga37s-1 is the source of this 624-nucleotide messenger RNA. Lineage: Eukaryota; Viridiplantae; Streptophyta; Zygnematophyceae; Desmidiales; Closteriaceae. The record is from the annotation of a GenBank genome assembly.
AUGGGCGACGCUAGAAUGAGCGACCCUAAAGUGAGUGCGAUUGAAGCGCAAGCGGAGCGGAGUGAAGCGACGGAGCCGCUCGGCGCGCAGCAGGCGGUGAUGAUAUUCGUGAAGCGGCCGGCGCCGGGGCGCGUGAAGACGCGCCUGGCGGCCGGCGUGGGGGCGGACGCGGUGUGCGACUUCUACUGCGCGUGCUGCGAGCACGUCGUCACCAAUAUCGCGCGCUGCCCCGACCUCUCUGCAGUCUCAUCCCAUUCUCAAACCCCAUUCUCACACCCCAUUCUCACACCCCAUUCUCACACCCCAUGCUCACACCCCAUGCUCACACCCCAUGCUCACACCCCGUGCUCACACCCCAUGCUCACACCUUUUGCAACCAUCAUUCUCACAUGCAACGCACGCCUGCCGCCCAUAUGCCAUAGUCCAUUCCAUGCGUGCAUCAAUCGCUCCCCUGCCACCAUCCAUGCAGGUGGUGGUGAUUGGAUCAAAUCGCACAUCCCUGAUGUCGAUGGCGCUAUUGUUGCUGCUGCUUUCCCUGCUCCCCGUUGCAUGUCGCUUGUCUCCCUGCCUGCCUUCCACGCUCCAUCCAUGACAGGUGGUGGUGAUUGGAACAGACAUCCCUGA